This is a messenger RNA of Vitis riparia (riverbank grape), 1658 nucleotides long. RefSeq names its product cytochrome P450 81Q32-like. The record is from RefSeq and is a predicted model, not a curated record. The coding region runs from base 7 to 1533 and encodes 508 amino acids. The transcript is spliced from 2 exons. NCBI's taxonomy places the organism in Eukaryota, Viridiplantae, Streptophyta, Magnoliopsida, Vitales, Vitaceae. Gene Ontology annotation, molecular function: iron ion binding; monooxygenase activity; heme binding.
AAAACCAUGGAAGACGCCUGGCUGUACACAUCUCUAUCUGUUGUCUUUCUCUUGUUUGCUUUCAAGCUCUUGCUUCAAAGCAAAAGAGGCCAUGGAAACCUCCCACCAGGUCCACCUGCCGUUCCUAUUCUGGGCCAUCUCCACCUCCUGAAAGGGCCUUUCCAUCGAGCUCUACACCAUCUUUCUGAAACCUACGGUCCUAUCUUCUCCCUCCGCUUCGGAUCCCGACUCGUUGUUGUAAUUUCCUCUUCUUCCGCUGUUGAAGAAUGCUUCACCAAGAACGAUGUGAUCUUCGCGAACCGCCCCCGCUUAAUGGUCAGCGAGUACCUGGGGUACAAGUACACCAGCAUAGUUUCAUCACCAUACGGCGAACACUGGCGCAACCUCCGCCGCCUCUGCGCGCUAGAAAUCUUCUCCUCGAAUCGACUUAACAUGUUUCUAGGCAUCCGUAAGGAUGAAAUCAAGCAUCUACUCCGCAGACUGGGUCGGGACUCAAGGGAUAAUUUUGCAAAGGUAGAGUUGAAAUCCUUGUUUUCAGAGCUAACGUUUAAUAUCAUAACGAGGAUGGUUGCAGGGAAACGGUACUACGGGGAAGGGGCGGAUUUUGAGGAGGCUAAGCAUUUCCGGGAGAUCAUAAGAAAGAGUUUUCUAUUGAGUGCGGCAUCAAAUCCAGGAGAUUUUUUGCCCAUAUUAAGAUGGAUGGACUACGGAGGGUAUGAGAAGAAGAUGGCCAAGAACAGUAGAGAGUUAGAUGUCAUCUUGCAAGGUUUGAUUGAUGAGCAUAGAAGUAAUAGUAAGAAGGAUUUAAUGGGUAAUAAUACUAUGAUCGAUCAUUUGCUUUCCCUGCAAAAAUCGGAGCCAGAGUACUACACAGAUCAAAUCAUUAAAGGGGUUACAAUGAACUUGGUUUUUGCCGGAACUGACACUGCGGCAGUAACAAUGGAAUGGGCGAUGUCCCUUUUGCUUAAUCAUCCCGAUGUGCUGAAAAAGGCUAAAGUAGAACUAGACACUUGUGUUGGACAAGAACGGUUGCUAGAAGAGGCUGAUCUUCCCAAACUACACUACCUUCAAAAUAUCAUUUCUGAAACCUUUAGACUCUGCCCACCUGCUCCACUUUGGCUGCCUCACAUGUCAUCUGAAAAUUGCCAAUUAGGGGGAUUCGAUAUACCUAGAGACACAAUGUUAUUGGUCAAUUCAUGGACCCUUCACAGAGACCCUAAAUUGUGGGAUGAUCCCACUAGCUUCAAGCCGGAGAGGUUUGAAGGUGGAGAAAAAGGUGAAACGUAUAAGCUAUUACCAUUUGGAACCGGAAGGAGGGCUUGUCCUGGGUCUGGUUUGGCCAAUAAGGUGGUUGGCUUGACUUUAGGGUCACUGAUUCAAUGCUAUGAAUGGGAGAGGAUCAGUGAGAAAAAAGUUGAUAUGAUGGAAGGGAAAGGACUUACCAUGCCCAAAAUGGAGCCAUUGGAAGCCAUGUGUAGAGCAUAUCAAAUCGUUAAAAAAGUCCUUCAGGAUGAAGAGACAAUGGUUAAUUAAAUAUUGCCUGUUAGCAUUAAGAUUUGUAUUUGUGUGGAUAGAUGCGAUCGACAUACAGGAUGUAGUUUAUUAUUAUUGUGCCCAUAGUCAUAACAAGUAUGUGUCCCUUCUUUAUUGCUAUUCAA